AAAAUUCGUUUAACUCGGGUGUCUUUAAUAGUGUUUUGAUAAAAAAAGACGCCAAAUUUUUAGCUUUUUUGAAGGAAAUUUCUUAUUUUUUGUGGAAAUAACAAACAAAUUUGGCAAAUAAAUAAAAGAGAAAAAAUACUUUUGAAAAAUGAGUGGUGUCAAACCAAAGGAUUUAAUACAUGAAAUCAAAAUAAGACCGGGUAUUUACAACAGAGAUGUUUUGGAACAUCCGCGCCGUGAGCACAAACAUCAAUUGUGGCUAGAGGUGGCGGAACGUUUAACGCCUGCCGAAGAAUGGGAAAGCUAUACAGAUGUGGAAAAAGAGGCAAGAAUGGAUGAAAUAGCUGGAAAAUGGAAACACAUAAGAGCCAACUAUUAUCGUGAGAUCAAACUUAUCGAAGCGGGCGAAGCUAAUAAGAAACGUAAAUAUUUGUAUUUUGAUGAUAUGGAAUUUAUGCGCCCCUUUGUGGGCUACAAAUUGCCACCCAUGAAGAGGGAUAAAAAAUCCAACGAUUCAUUAGAUGACAUCGAGGAAUUUGAGAAUAAUGAUAGUGAUAUGGAUUUGGAAACGCUGCUCAAGACUACCAGCAAAGCGGACGAGGAGGAGGAGCAACAGGAGGAAGAAGAAGAUGUAGAAGAACUCAAUACUAGUGUAGGAACACGCACCCGAUCUAAACGUAUAAUUAAGCCCACACUUAAGGCCAAACAAAAUAAACUAACCACCUCUAGCUCCCCGGUAGGCGGCAAACGCCUACAAAAAGAAGCUAUUAUAAAGAAUUUCGAUGUUUUAAAGAAAUCUAAUGCGAGCGCCAGUAAUCCCUCCUUUAAAAUACGUGAUGGUGAUAUUUCCUUUUGUCUUUCACUAGUGCCCACUUUAAGGAAAUUGGGUGAUAGCCGCAAAUUGAGAGCCAAAAUAGAAAUUCUUAAAGUUUUACAUCGUUAUGUGGAACACAUUGAAAAACGCAGUCUAAUCAAUCGCUCAAAUGCCAACAGCAGCAAUCAUAAUAACUCUAGCAAAAAUCCAGCAGACUUAAUAGAGGAAAUGGCUGAUGAUCAUUCGGAUCAUGAGUAUGGAGAGAGUGGUAUUAAUGUCAAACGUGAACGUGGUGAUCCCUUAAAUGGGGGUGAAGGUGGUGGUGGAGGUAACACCAAAACCUGGUGGACUUAACCUAUAAGCAAAGAGAACAGUUAAAAAGUGACCAACUUAAAAUCUGGGUUAAAAAAAAACAUGAAAUAAAAAUUCUUUAUUUAGUUAAGUUUAUGUUAAGUAUAUUUAGAAUGAUGAUUAGAAUGUUAGAUUGACCGAAAAUGUAUAAAAUUUAAUUUAAAUAAAAAUACUUUUGAUUUUGAGAGUAACCUA
This is a messenger RNA of Lucilia sericata (common green bottle fly), 1360 nucleotides long. RefSeq names its product transcription factor Adf-1-like. Lineage: Eukaryota; Metazoa; Arthropoda; Insecta; Diptera; Calliphoridae. The transcript is spliced from 2 exons. Gene Ontology annotation, molecular function: DNA binding. Gene Ontology annotation, cellular component: transcription regulator complex; nucleus. Bases 149 to 1168 code for a protein of 339 amino acids. Gene Ontology annotation, biological process: regulation of transcription by RNA polymerase II. The record is from RefSeq and is a predicted model, not a curated record.